AUGGAACAGUUGCCUGAUCCCUCAGGACUCUUCUUAAAACAGCUAUGCCUGUUUCUAGUAAAUAUUUCUCUUAGUGCAGGUCCCAUAGCAAAAGAGCAAGACACGGCUCUUUAUCGUCCUGCCCUGGAGGAACUUCGCAGGCAGAUACGCUCUUCCACAACCUCCAUGACUUCUGUACCCAAGCCCUUGAAGUUUCUGCGGCCACAUUACGGCAAAUUGAAAGAGAUCUACGAAAACAUGGCCGUGGGGGAAAACAAGCGUUUUGCUGCUGACAUUAUAUCUGUUCUGGCCAUGACAAUGAGCGGAGAGCGAGAGUGCCUGAAAUAUCGGUUGGUGGGAUCUCAGGAACCCUUAGCUUCAUGGGGACAUGAGUACGUCAGGUAAGGAGCAAGUUAAGAUGUCUGACGAGCU
Messenger RNA from Notechis scutatus (mainland tiger snake), 411 nucleotides. The record is from RefSeq and is a predicted model, not a curated record. Lineage: Eukaryota; Metazoa; Chordata; Lepidosauria; Squamata; Elapidae.